Molecule: messenger RNA, 2607 nt
Organism: Dentiscutata erythropus
Lineage: Eukaryota; Fungi; Glomeromycota; Glomeromycetes; Diversisporales; Gigasporaceae
Source: the annotation of a GenBank genome assembly
AUGUUUCGCAGUGCUAGGCUCUCACUAAUAAAGAAGAGAGAUAGUUUGACUAGAACUUUGAGCAAAAAUGGGUUGGUUAAGGGUGGUGGAAGUUUAAAACGUAGUAUGACUACAAAAAAAGCAAAAAGAGAUGUUGCAGAGUUUGUAUCUUUAGAAGAAGUUCAUUUAAUAGUAAAGAGAUGUGAUAGUAUAGAAAAUAUUAGGCGUCUUAUUAGUUUAAUGUUGCAAGAGGACCGUACCCAAUUUGAGGAAGAGGUCAAAGAACAAAGUAUUCAUAACGUUAUAUCAGCAAUGAAAUGGGCUUUAAGGCAUAGUUCUACAGCCCUUGUUCCUUAUCAAUAUUAUGAAGAAUUCGUUAGAUAUGAACAAGAGUGGGAUUAUGAUCCAGGCAAAGGUUCCUUCAAGCAAUUCCUUUGUUACCUUCCUAAACAAAAUCAAGAAAUUCUUACGGAACUAUUUGAAGUUUGCUCUCAAGUUACUGCUGAAUCUCACAUUAAUAAAAUGUCGGUACAAAGAAUAGUAAAGUCUUUAGCUCUUUGCAUAUUGAGUGAUCAAGAGAAUUCUUUGCAAAAUUUUGAUACCGCUUAUUCAGAAUGGAGAAAAUGUUCAAGUGCUUGCCUUCACCUCUUUCUUGCUUACUUACGUGAACUAGAUUAUUCUUCUCCUGAACCUCUAAACCCACGCUUAACUAUAUUACUAGAUAAUUACGUAGAAUAUCGUAAAAUGUCUGUCACUUCUGCUUAUUUUGAACAUCCUUUACCUGAUAUUACUGUCGAUGAAAUUCCUAAAAUUCCUAAUACUAGAUCUCGUAAACAAUCUGUUGUAACUUUUGCUCAAACAACUGAAAUUACAACUUCAAGAGAAAGAAUAAGAACUUUUGUUGAAACUUCAGAUUCUCGUCCUGUUAGUAUGUUAAGAGUUACUAGACAAAUUCCUUCCUCCGAAAUAACUGCCGAAACUAGAACUUUUAAAAGUCGUACCAUUGUUAAUCCUAUGAUGACAAUUGACGAAAAACAAAAUGUUGAAAAAAUGUGGCAACAAUUUCAAAAUAAUGGUAUAGGUUCUUUAUCUGAUGAUUUCUUGAAAUUAUACUUUUCUAUUGAAGAAAAAGCUCGAGCUGGUCCGAUAAAUUCUACUUAUGAUUUAAUGUUCAACGAUUUUUCUAGAAAAGGUUUCAAGAGUUUUCAUUUGGAUUUACCUAAAAUUGUUAUUGAUGACACUAUGACAUCAGAUCAAACAUCUGAUCAAAUUUCAUUAGAUCAAACUUUAAAUCAAUCAUUAGAUCCAACUUUAUUAGAUCCAGAAACAAUUCCUCAAGAUGAUAAUUCUAUUGAUGGAAUGAAAAUGUUGAGAAAUGAUUCUGGAAUUUCUGUUAGAGACUCUCUGGUUUGGGAUAAUUUCUCCGAGAGUGGAUUUAGAGAUUCCCGUGAUGAUUUAACGGAUGUUAAACCUCCAUCAAUAAGAGAAUCUAUAUCUGAUAUUAAUAAAAAAGGUUCUAAUAUAUCAUUUGAUAUUGAUGAAGAAAAUAUGACAAGGAGUUCUGUACAAAGUUCGGUAAUUUCGGGAAGAAAAUCUAUUAGAGAUAGCAUAAAAGGCAGAAAGAAAUUAGUUAAAUUCCGUUCAUUAAAAAAAUCAAAAACUCGUUCUAUUGAUUCACAUUCUUUUGUUUCAGAAAAUAAUUCAGAAAAUGUAUUUUCUGAUGAUGAUAAAGAAGAUUGGGAUGAUUGGGAUAUUAUUAGUAGUGAAGAUUUACCUAUAACUACUCAUUUAUCAAUUGAAACUGUUGAUGAAAUCUUUCCUUACGUUUGGAUGGAAACUACGGCAAGUGAUCAAGCUGAUCGGUGGGGUGAUUGGGUUUUCAUUGAACCAAGAAAAGGAUUAGUACAUGAAUGCGAAUGGGUUAUGAUUGAAGAUAAAGCACAAGUAUUCUCUGAACAACAAGUUGCAAGAACAUCUAGGAGAAGAAAGAUGAGCGCUAUAAGCACAUUUAGUAUUCCAUGGAUUAGAGGAAAAGGAAAAUCAAGACCUGUAAGCAAAGUUAGUAAAAUAAGCGGAAUUAGUGGUGCAUCAAGUGUAUUACCACCACCUCCAGCUUCUUUGGCACAAUUUAAUCGAGCUAGAACUGAUGAUGAUAUGAAUUUAUUCACAAAUUACAAGUUUGGAAGACAAAAAAGUGCUACUAAGAUAACGAAAAGAAAUUUGAAUGAUCCAAUAAAGUGGCAAAACAUGACGCAAACCUCACAUACGGUACAAGCAGAAUACGCUGUAGAAAAUGAAAUGGGAGGAAUGACGUACAAAGAAUAUCAUCAUGAGACAGCAACAGAAUAUACUCAAGGAUACUUGAAUGAAGAACAAUAUUAUGAUAAUUCAGAAGAAGCUUAUGAACAACCUCAAACAAAUUCAAUGUAUCAAGAUAACCAAAAUGAAUAUCAAGAAGAUGCAUAUUUAGAAGAUGGGUAUCAACAAGAAUACAAUGAAACAGAAAAUCAGGAUCAGAUAAUUUAUAAUAAUUAUAAUUACUCAGAUGAGAAUACGAUAAGUUUCUACGGCCAACCAUCAAUACUACAGGCUUGUUUAACGGGAGCGGGAUCUCGUUUACCAUUUUAA